Messenger RNA from Chlorocebus sabaeus (green monkey), 2206 nucleotides. Lineage: Eukaryota; Metazoa; Chordata; Mammalia; Primates; Cercopithecidae. The record is from RefSeq and is a predicted model, not a curated record.
UGUGAAGAGUACAAAGACAUCAUAGACUCUGUGCUGAGGGAUGAACAGCAAUUCACGAAGAAGCUGACAGAGAAGCUCAGACAAGCUGAGGAGCUCGGGCAAUAUAAAGCCCUGGUUCACUCUCAGGCACGAGAGCUGACCCAGUUACGGGAGAAGUUACAGGAAGGGAGAGAUGCCUCCCGCUCACUGAAUCAGCAUUUCAAGGCCCUCCUCACUCCUGAUGACCUUGAAAAGUCCCAGGGUCAGGACCUCCGAGAGCAGCUGGCUGAGGGGCGCAGGCUGGCAGAGCACCUUGCUCACAAGCUGAGCCCAGAAAAUGAUGAAGAUGAGGAUGAAGAUGAGAUGGAUGAGGAGGUUGAGAAAGUACAGGAAUCACCUGCCCCCAGGGAGGUGCAGAAGGCUGAAGAAAAGGAAGUCCCUCAGAAUUCACUGGAGGAAUGUGCUGUCACUUGUUCAAAUAGUCACAACCCUUCUAACUCCAACCAGCCUCACAGGAGCACCAAAAUCACAUUUGAGGAAAACAAAGUUGACUGUGCUCUGGUUGUAGAGAGUGAACGCUUUCAUGAUGAAGAGGAGGAAGCUCUAACCAUUCUCCCAGAAAAUCAAAAUGAUCAUGAGGAAGAGGAGGGGAAAGCGCCAGUACCCCCCAGGGCAGUCAUAUCCACCCCACAUUUAGAAGGAUGGGUUUUCUCUCUUGGAGGAGACUCCCCCUUCACUUUCUGUGACCCCUCCCUUUGUAUCUCAUCAAAUCACAUGACAUACUGUGGUGUUGAAUCACUCUUGGACUUAACAGGGGAAUGUGUUUUGUCUCAUUCUGGACAGCAUGACAUGUCCAACCAUUACCUGCAUAGUGAAGUCUCUUUCCUGGCACUGGAUGAAGAGAAAGUUUGCUCCACUCAGGAUGUUGCCAAGGAUGACUCCAAUUCCAAAUGGGAUGAGACUUCACUUGGCUUUCUGGAACAGCGAAAUGAUCUUGAAGAGGUGAAAGGACAAGAAACAAUUGAUCCCAGGCUCAGCAGGGGACCGCUGAGGGUGGACAAGCAUGAAGUCCCCCAGGAGUCACUGGAUGGAUGUUGCUUGACUCCUUCCAUCCUUCCUGAACUACCUCACUCCUACCACCCUUAUGGGAGCACUUCGUACUGUUUUGAAGAAGAGCAAGUCAGCUUGGCUCUUGUAGACAAAAUUCAAAAGGAUCAAGAGGAGGUAGAAGAUCAAGACCCGCCAUGCCCCAGGCUCAGCCAGGAGCUGCCAGAGGUGAAGGAGAAGGAAAUCCCAGAGGACUCCGUGGAUGAAGUUUACUUGACUCCCUCAGUUCACCAUGACCUGUCUGACUGCCACCAGCCUUAUAGCAGCACAUUGUACUCAUUGGAGGAUCAGUUUGCCUGCUCUGCUCUGGAUGGAGCCUCUCCCACCCAGGCAGACUGUCCCCAAGGGACUUGGAGUGGACACUUGAGCCACCACCUGUCAGAGGUGCAGGCUUCACAGGAACAGCUGGAGCCAAGCACCCUGGCGUCCAAUUGUCUGAGACUACAGCUGGAUCAAGGGUUCUACUAUGGAAAUGACUUGGCCAGGCGGGGCCCCUCCUCCACCACCUGCAGCUUCACAGCCAAUGCUGAUUCUGGGAACCACCGGCCCUUCCAAGAGCUGGUUUUAGAGCCCUCCCUGGGGAUGAAGAACCCUCCCCAGCUGGGAGAUGAUGCACUUGAAGGCUCAGCAGACAACACACAAGGGCGUCAAGUCAUUGGCCAGAUUCAUGCCUCCAGUGUCCUGAAACCGAAGAUCAUCAAAAGAAAACUCCCACUCAGCAAGUGGAGACUGUCAUGCAGAUUCCCUGGCCUGCAAGCUUAGGGUGCAGAGAUACCAAAUACUGCUGGAAGGAUGCAAAGGAUGAAAGGAUGUCACAAAAAGUAGCUUUUCCACUUGAUGAAAACAACUAAAACAGCAAAGCAAGUUCAAAUCCAAACACAAUACUGCAGGGGUCCUUCACUGAGGAUUGAAUUUUAGACACAGAAUACUCUUGAUGAUUUCAACCCACUAUGCUCCUUUGAUUUGAGAAGCCACAGUCCAUCCCCCUCCAAUUGUGAUCAAUGCCUAGGGAGACCAAUGCCCAGAUGGACAAACAGCAUUGACAGGCGUUAGCCCUGCUCCUCUCAAUUCCCAUCGUGUAGAGAACAGGAGUCAGGAGCUGCUGGUAGGAGACGGCAUG